AUUAAGCCAAGUUGAUCGUACUGCAAACCUCGUGAUCCGCACACUCUCAAAAGUUGGCAAACAACGUUACGUCGUUCGACGGAGUUUAUCAGAAGUUGUGAACACUUGCCAUAAUAACUAGCCAGGCUGUGGAUAUAAUAUUCAGUGAUACACGCAUCACAGGCUGGAGUUCUCAUCGUGUGCUGCGGGGCUCAAGAUUUCCUUGUGGUAUUUCACGGAAACCUGUUGAACCCGAGGAGCCUCUCGAGGAAUGCGAUUUUGAAAAAGGGCGGAAAACGUGAAGUGAAAUCGAUCCCAGAUAGGAGCAAGAUGAGGGGAAUUUCUGAUAGAAGAUUAAUUUAACGGGAGAAAACACGCCAAGAUGUAUACAGAAUGGGAAAAGGGUGAACUCGUGUGGUUCGACCCGGGGGUCGGCCACGUGCUGCCCGGUGAAGUUCUGGAGUACCACAGAGCUGCGCACGUGUUGUCGGUGCAGGCGGUAAUUGCUGGAAAGCCUCAAGUUUUCACCCUGACGAAUUUGAACGGGGUGAGACCGCGGCAAGACCUUGGCCAGAAUGGAGUCGAAGACAUGAUUCAACUGUCAGACUUGAACGAAGCGUCGUUACUAUGGAACUUAAAAAUCCGUUACGACAAGGAACUGAUCUACACGUACACAGGCAGCAUACUGGUUGCGGUGAACCCCUACAAAAUGUUCGACAUCUAUGGGCUUGAUCAAGUCAAAUUGUACGAAGGACGAAUCCUGGGAACCUUGGCUCCACAUCUAUUCGCCAUCGGAUCUUCAGCGUACAGUCAAGUCUCGGCGGCGAACAACGCGAGCGCAAAUCAAGUUGUCGUCAUAUCCGGUGAGUCUGGAUCAGGAAAAACAGAAUCGACAAAAUUGGUGAUGCAGUAUUUGGCCGCGGUGAAUAGAGCACCGAGCAAUCUCGUGACAGAACAAAUUCUGGAGGCUGCACCGUUGCUGGAAAGCUUUGGUAACGCGAAAACUCCAAGGAACGACAACAGCAGUCGAUUUGGAAAAUAUCUGGAGGUUCAUUUCAGAGACGGUGUGAUAGUUGGCGGCAGAGUGACCCAGUAUCUCUUAGAAAAGAGCAGAAUAGUAACGCAGGCGUCGGAGGAGAGAAAUUACCACGUGUUUUAUGAGCUCCUGGCAGGUCUGGAUCAACAACUGCGUGACAAGUACGGUCUACUCACGCCUGACAAAUACUUCUACCUAAACCAGGGCGGCAGCUGUGAAAUCGAUGGAAAGAAUGACACGCAGGACUUCAAGGCCCUGCUAUCGGCCAUGCAAGUAUUGGGUUUCACGUCUGAGGAACAAGAUACUAUAUUCCGGAUUCUUGGUAGCGUUUUGCACUUGGGUAACGUCUACUUUCACCGGAAGCAACUGAGACAUGGACAGGAGGGUGUUGAGGUUGGAUCCGACGCUGAAAUUCGCUGGGCCGCACACUUGCUGCAGGUCAACGCCGACGGCAUCAUCAGGGCGUUAACCACCAAGACGACCGAAGCCAGAAACGAGAGAGUCGUGACUGCCCUGAACAUCGACCAGGCCUUGGACGCCCGGGACGCGUUUGCAAAGGCACUUUACAGUUCCCUAUUUGCGUGGCUCGUUGCUCGAGUAAAUCAUAUCGUUUACAAGGGUACAAAGCAGACCUCGGCGAUAUCAAUUCUGGAUAUAUUCGGCUUUGAGAAUUUUACAGAGAACAGCUUCGAGCAGCUAUGCAUCAACUAUGCGAAUGAAAAUUUACACUUCUAUUUCAACAAGCACAUAUUUAAGCUUGAACAGCAGGAGUACGCGAAGGAAAAGAUUGACUGGACGACGAUUAACUAUACUGACAACCUCCCAGUGAUAAAUCUGAUCGCCAAGAAACCAGUGGGAAUACUUCACCUCCUGGACGAUGAAAGCAACUUUCCAAAGGCGAGCGAUUUGUCCUUUUUGGAAAAGUGUCACUACAAUCAUGCUCUCAGUGAACUUUACUCCAGGCCCAGAAUGAACUCGGCGGAAUUUGCUAUCAAACAUUACGCAGGUCAAGUUUGGUAUAACGUCGAGGGUUUCCUUGACAAAAAUAGAGAUACUCUGAGACCAGACGUCGUCGAGCUACUUAUCAGCAGUAAAAUACUCAUGGUUAGCAAGAUGUUCCAGCAUGUGAGAACGACUCACGAAGCAAACAAAACCAUGAACAAGCCAAACGGCAGAUUCGUGACGAUGAAGCCACGAACUCCGACAGUUUCAGCCAGAUUCCACGACAGCCUGCAGCAGCUUUUGGACUUGAUGUCACAGUGUAAUCCAUGGUUCGUACGCUGUAUAAAACCGAACACAGAAAAGGCGCCGAUGAAGUUCGACAUGCCUUGUGUACUGGAACAGCUACGUUACACGGGAAUGCUGGAAACGAUUCGGAUUCGUAAAACGGGCUACCCUGUGCGCCUUUUGUUCAGUCACUUCGUAGAUCGCUACAGAUACCUGGUGCACACUAAUCUACCACGCGGUGCGCCGAACAAGGAACUGUGCAGAAUGAUCCUCGACAAGGCCGCGCCACAGGAGUCACAUACUCAGUAUCAGUUGGGGCUGACCAGAGUUUUCUUGAGGGAGUCACUGGAAAGGACUCUCGAAUACAACAGAGCGCUGAUCCUCGAAAGAGCUGCCAUCACCGUCCAGCGGUAUACCAGAGGCUUCCUCGCUCGCAGGAGAUUCUUGAACAUUUCUCGAAGCACCGUUCUCCUCCAGGCAGUCUACCGCGGGUACCGCGAACGGAAAAACUACAAAGCUCUUAAAAGGGGUGCAAUUAUGGCACAAAAGCUGCACAGGGGCAGAAGAGAGAGAGCCAAGUUCAGGAUCCUCAAGGCCGAGAUGCAGAAGAGAGCUGAGAUCGAGAAGGCCAGCAGGGAAAGAGCCAAGGCCAAACAGCAGCGCGAGGAACAGGAAAGAGCCUCCAGAGCUGUGGCUGGUGUUAAUCAUCUGGAGAUUCCAGCCGAGCUUGCCUUCAUCUACAGCAAACUAGACGACUGGCACCCGACACACACGGAACGGAAUUUGCUCAAGGUAGUUGGUCCCGUGGUACCGCAGCCUUACAGUUAUCGUCUCCCAGCUGACAUUGACCAGCACCAGUUCUCGAAAUUCACGAAUAUCUACUUCAAGAGUCAUAUUUUUGGGAUGAAACGGGAACCGAUUAAGACACCGUUCUUAGCGAAGGCGCGGGACCAGGACUACACUGACUCUCUGAUGAUUUUUAAAAUGCUUUUGCGAUUCAUGAACGAGAACAACCUCAGUGGAAAGCGCGAGCAGGCUCUUGGUGACUACAUUGUCAACAAGGGGAUAGUUAACGAGAAACUGAGAGACGAGAUUCUCUGUCAAUUGGCUAAUCAGACGUGGAAAAAUGAGAAUGACGCUAAUAAGGAGAGGGGCUGGCUCUUGCUGUCGAAUUGUUUAUCAGCCUUCCAACCGAGUCCGACGCUCUUCAAAUACCUUCUCAAAUACGUUUCUGACCACGCUUAUGACGGUUACAAGGCCUAUUGUCAGCGAAAACUUCUUCAGGGUGAAAGAACCGUGCUCAGAAUGACGAGCAACAAUCAAUCAGCGACCUAUCAAGUCGCCAGAAAUUAUCCACCCUGUGUUCUGGAGUGGCGAGCAAACAGAAACAGAGUGAACAUGGCGCUAAACGUUGGCUUUUACGAUGGUGAAACUACGACUUGUGCCGUCGACUCUUGGACGUCGUGUGAAGAGCUGGCUAAUCUCGCAGUCCAGAAUCAUGGUGUUGAUAACACAGGCUGGACCAUCACCUUGUGGAAUCAGUUAGACGGGCCCGACGCGAUAGUCACUGAAACCAGUGGAUUUGAUUACGUUCUGGAUCUGAUUUCGGAAAUGGAACUCACUCCAGCUUUCCCUUCGGCUAAGAAUAUCUUCAUGGAACAGAGGAAGAACAGCUUCCCAGCAAUUAAGAAACGAGAGCAUGCUCAAGUGAUGAGGGAACUGGAACAGGAGCUCGAACCACCUGUGUUGAAGACGUUCCAGCCUCUGGAGAGAAAACCAAUUCCGAAAGCCGUUGAAAAGCCAGUCGUAGAAACAGAGAUUCAAUCUCCGAGACGGCCAGCUGUCCCGCCGCCACAACCACCAGUUGCCAAAGCUCCUCAGACUAGAAAACAGUCUCACGAAGGAAUACUGGAGACUUCUGAAUCGGGCCUCUCCCGAAAAUCAGCCCUGAAUGAUCGUUACUUUGAGAAAGACAAGCAGCGUAGUAGAAGUUUGGACAAUUUAUUGCAACCGGACGCGGUGACCCCACCAAGUAAACUUGCGAACCUGGGACUGUCGUCGUCUAAGUUGAACGAGCGAUACCACAGCCUGGAAAGAAUCGGGGAAACAUCGGCGGUGACGAACGUUGAGUACAUGAGCAGGGCUGAGAUCAUUCAGGAGAGGAAAUACAGUCGCAUCAGCCGAACAACAGAGCCCAAUAUUCUGGAAGAGGAAGACCUGACCAUCGAUUUCGAAUACCCAGACAUUCAGUCGGUUAGUCAGACCGGAAGAUCCGAGGACGACAAGAGUAGCUACAUCAGGUCACAGACGAGAUUCAUCAAGUCGCAGUACCCAGGGAAACGCGCUUUUCCUGGAAGCCAAUCGAGCAGAGCCUACAUCGAGAAGAGCGAAUACGGGGGAGUGAAGUCGUCCGCAAUGUCCGAUACCAGCGAGGCACCAUCCUUGGCUUCCCACGUGAGGAGAGUCCGGGUUCCAAGUCAAGCAUCUGACGUUGAUCAGUUUUUAGAUGAACUGUUCAUGCCGGUGCUUGACGGGAAUUUGGACGAGCUUUCGGACGCUAGGAGUCUAGCCGCAAGUAUCAAGGGCUUAGCGAACAGAGGAGGAGCAGCUAAGACUACGGGAGAUUUCGUGAGCUGGGUAACCGAAGAGAGUUUUGCCGAUAGUGAAAUCGACUCGGUUACCCCAGGGGAAAUUGCAUCGAGGAUAAAGGGAGGUGGGAAUAUGGACAUUCCAAAUCAGAAUACGGCGUUCAAUUUCAACCCAAUGUCUCCGGCCGGGAUGAUGUCACCCCCAAUGAUGAUGCCGAUGUUCAGCCCGACCCAGCCUGUUCAGAAUCAGCAAAACCCUGGAAUGAACUCCGGCUUCAUGCCCAUUCCCAUUUACAACAUGCAGGGCCUCAAUUUGCCCGCUCAAUACCCAAACUCUCCGCCCAAUCAGAACAAUGACAUAGCUGCGUACCAGCAGAAUUUGCAAAGAGCUUUUUUGCAGAGCGCUAUGGCACAGAAUAUCCAAAUUCAGCAGCAACUCUUAGCCCAAAAUCAAGCGCUCCAACAGCUUCUGGUCCAGAGUCCUCAGAACGCAGCUCAGCAGCCGGGCAUGCCUUCUCCUCCGACGUACUCUGCGGGCCCUUUGGGCAUGCCUCUAGCCCCCCCAGCCCCAAACAAUCAAAACGAAAUGAUUCAAAUGAAUGAAACGAACAAAAUGAACGAACUGGGCCCCAAUGACUCUAUCGGACGCUAUUCCAAGGUCUCCUUCCGCGAGCCAAACGACGGUGAGCUUUGGUCGACAGAAAAACGUACAAUGCCUGCGCAGUCGACGCCGGUAGUAGUUCGGCAGGAAACGGUGGUUGUCAAGGCGCAGGUUCACCGGUCCCAGAGCCCACCUCGAAAGGGAAGCGGAAGCCAGGAGACCCGUAAGGUCAGUAACGAUUACGGCGUGCGGAAGAUCAGUGUCGAACGGAAGUCGAACGAGAGGAAAAUAUCUUCGUCUUCCGAGCUGCGGCGGACCAGUGUAAACAAGGGAAACGUUCAGACCAACUUCACAAACGUUUUAAGCGAGCUCAAGAACCGGAAGAGCAGCGUUGAAAGCAACAUUUCUAGUUCGAGCAACAGCAAGGGGGUUCCUCCACCCCCGCCGAUGCCGCCACCCCUGGAACUCAACGAUCCGUCGGAAUCCAGGCCGUUCCUUGACCCAUAUGGUAGAGCGAAGACUGUGCGGAUUGGAAAGUGGAGGUGGCCCCCGCCGAGCGACGCUACCGAAGCUCAGAUUCAAGACAGCUUCAUAGAGUUCAAAAUGCGGCAGCAGCAUCAACAGAGGAAAAUCACACCUCAGUACCAGGAGUACCAGGUCGAGGGUGAGAAUUCUGCUGAAGGGGGUGUUGAAUGGGAAGAAUUUGAGAUUGAGAACGUCAACGGAAGCGAAGAGCGCAGUUCGAACAAUCGCAACGCGACUACGAGCCCCUCUAGGCACGAAGAUGGUCACAAAGAUGACGGGGAGAGGAAGAAGAAGAAGUCUAAAUCUGGAUUCGAAAUCGGAGCUCAACGCCCGUCUCCUGGUAGCAUUGGCAAGCUCAAACUUAGCUCGGAGAUGAGACAGCGGCUAGAAAAGGUUACGGCAAACCACAGCGUCAGGUCGACCAAGACAACUGAGAAACCGGCCUUACCCAGAGAGGAUGGCAAGGUCAAGAGGCUAGAAGACAACAGGAAACUUCUACUGGAACAGCAACUAGGUGGAAGGUGGGACGACUACGCCUCAACGACUGCCGAUGACGCUCAGAGCGUAACGUCAAAGGGAACGACGGACAUGAUGACGCAGGCCCAAGUGGUUCGCAGUCAGAUUGAGCGAAUGGAGAGACCGGCGCCACCCCCACCUCCAGUCACACCCCCGCAGCCACCCAGUCCUCGAGGUGGCAGCAUGUACAGUCACAGUCAAUCCGGAGUGCCUCAGCCCAGAUCACCGCCAGCCCCAGUGGAGCCUAAGAGUCGCGACGUCUUCCGAGGCUCUCCGGAGUCGGACAUGUUCGACCACUCGCCAAAGAACCAGAGAGACAUGUUCAGUCAAAGUCGAGACUUGUUCGCGUCGCAGCAGCACCUCAGGGAGUCCCAAGAGUACCGAACGCAGUACGAAAAUGGCAAAAACUUUUACGGCAAGGACAGCACGGACAUGGCAAGCUCGACGCGGGACAACCGAAGCGCCGAUUUCGACUCGAGGAAGGACGGAACCUCCGAUAUAUUCGACGCGGUGUCGUCGAAAACGCCUUACGGUAGGGAUGCUUACUCCUCGGGGAGGGACAUAUUUGACACGACAAACGCGAAGAGGGACUCCUUCGGGAUGAUGAGAGACGUGUCGCCGAAGUCUAGGGACAGCUUUGGAAUGCCGUCUUCGAGGGACUUCGGCGUGGUCCCCAAUACUCGGGAUUCAUUCGCAGCCCAGCGUCAGGGGUUCAAACGUCUAGACCGCGAGGCUGAGCGGAGAUCGAGCGUUGCCUCGACUCAUCACACCGAUAAGAUGGAGAGGAUCGAGAUCGAGGAGUGGCCCGAGUUUCUGAAGCCUGUUCUGCCACCGGUUGAGAAGCCGGAAAUCGAGAAGGCCCAGGAGGUCGUUGACACCAAGCUGUACCCUCAAACAUCCACUGCCCAUUUCACCUACAACCGGGUUACAUGGACCCUCAGAGUCAAGAAGGAGGUCUUUGCUCCUAGUGAGAAUUUGACCAGUCCUUUAGCUCUUCAUCUCGUCUUUUGCCAGGUCGCGUACGAUGUACUCGCCACCUCUAGCAUCAGGAUAAACAAGGAGGAUAGGCAGAACAUGCUUAAAAUGCUCGACAAUUAUGGAAUCAAUUUGGAAAACCUUCAGAGCACUCAGCACAAGAUCACGAUCAAAAAGAACGUCGUUGACAUGGCCAAGCAGUGGCCGAUCUAUUUCGCGAGGAUCUUUCCAGUUUCGAUCGGUCCGCAGCAUCCGGAAGCCCAGCACGUUGCCGUGUCGCAUCACGGUCUUCGGCUGAUAAAGAGAACGACGAGUGGUGAACUGGUAAUUCUAGAGACUCUGCUCCUCGAGGACAUCGUCGGUGUUGGACCGACCAGAUCCGGGGUCUGCAGUCUGCAGCUAUCUUCCGGCGUGAGGCUUCCUCUCCACACCAACAGAGCACCGCAGCUCGGAGAGAUGAUCAGCAAGUACAUCCGAUUGAUCGAGAAAAAGCCGGUGCACAAACCGAUCCAUCACGACAACCACGUGUCUCAGAUAACAAAGUCGAUUCAGUCGCAAGCUAGUCAUGCCAAUACUCAUCAAGUGGCCCAGGCGAGCCAGGCGAACCAGCUCAACAACCACAGCCACAAUCACGUGCUCGCAAAUCACGUUGGCAACAACCACAUGGUUACUGGAAAUCACGUCAAUCACGUAAACCAUCAGAACAGCCAGCAGAACAAUAUCCACCAAAAAAAUCACGUCCAGAGUCAAGAAUGGCGACAGCCCGACGAGGGCGGAAGACUCCAGGAAGAAAGCAUCUACGAAAGCGGUCCCGUGGUGAACGAUGGAAAGCAUUCGCUGCUGCAGUACGCAAUGCUCAACUUCCGGCAGAGCACAGAGAAAUUCGAGAUGCUCAAGACGGCCGAUGGCUCGAUCAGCGGUUCCCUCAAAGUGAUCGAGUCUCUCAAGAGCAAGAAGAAGAAGGACAAGAAAGGCAAGGGACAACAGGACGGCGCCGAGUGGACCUGGAAGGAACAGGUCGACUUGGUCAAGUACUCGCCGGUUCCGAUUGAGCAAAGCCUGCUUCGACUUGACCCCGAGCUCAGCGCCCUGGCCGUCGAGUGUUUCCUCUGUCUGAUGCGGUACAUGGGUGACCAGCCGCUUCCACCCGACAUGAGUGAAGUGAAAUGCGUCUACACGAUACUAAUGCACUGCCACAAACUGGAACUUCUGAGGGACGAGAUCUACUGUCAGCUGAUGAAGCAGACGACGAACAACAAGAGCCCAAAUCCUGACAGCUGUCAACGCGGCUGGAGGCUCUUCAGCAUUGUUGCUGCCUACUUCACAUGCAGCGAAGGACUCAGGCCGUAUCUCAUAAAGUACCUGGAGACCGCCGCCUACGACAAGAGAAGAGCCUUCCACGGCACCGCCACCGUCUGUCUUCAGAAUCUUCGAAAGACCGUCAAGUAUGGUGGCAGGAAAAACGUUCCCAGCGUAGAAGAGAUCAUGGCCAUCAGCGCUGGAAGAAACGCCAAACGACAAAUUUACAGACUACCAGGUGGAACGGAAAGGGUUAUAAACACCAAGUGCACGACGGUCGUUCAGGAUGUCAUAGAGGAAAUGUGCAGCGUAAUAUCAGUCAGAAAUCCUCACGAGAUGGACGAGUUUUCUCUCUACUGCAUCGUCGACGGUGACGCAUUUACGAUGCCCUUAGCCAGGGACGAAUAUAUCCUGGACGUAACGACGGAGCUGCACAAGAACCACCAAGUCUUCUACUUGAUAUUCUGCAGGUCCGUUUGGUACUAUCCACUGAGACUGGACGCCGCGCUGUACAUAGAAGUUGUUUUCAACCAAAUCGCACCUGAUUAUUUGGAAGGAUUGCUCCUGGUUAUACCCGGAGAUCAUCUUCCGCAGGAAAUUAUCUACGACAUGGCCCAGAAUGCGGCACUGUUGCACAAGGCUGCUGAUAUGACCCACGAGCCGACUACCAAGGAAAUAAAGUACCUUCUACCAAAACCAGCACUGAGUCUUAGAGAACCUCGACCACAACAAUGGGGCAAUAUGGUCCAGCAGGCGUGGAAUAAUGUGCAGCACAAUACCGCGGCUGCGUGUAAAGCGCAAGUACUAGAAAUAUUGUCUAAGUGGCCACUUUUUGGAUCGAGCUUCUUUGCUGUGAAAAGAGUCACUGAGGGCAAGGAGAAGGGCGGAGACCAUAUCCUGGCUCUGAACAGACAUGGUGUUCACUUUAUCGACCUGGUGACACACGAAACUUUGUACCACUAUCCAUACUCGGAGGUAAUAUCGACGCGUAAGGUGAAAUCGGAGGAAGGGACGUUGUACUUGGAUAUGAAAUGUGGAAAUUUGAUGCAACAGCGUAUAACCAGACUUCAGACCGAACAGGCCCACGAAAUAUCGCGGCUUAUCAGGCAGUACAUUACGAUGGAACAAAGAAUGACCAACGCCCAAGGUGCCAGCGUCGGUUUUGGACCGAGAUAGAGGAGGCUGGAGAUAAAGAAAAAAAAAAAAAAAAAAACAAGGACGAAAACAUCUCAAUCUUUUCGAAUUGAGAUUCCGCCUCGGUAUUCUCAAACGAUGAUACAGAAUAGCAUGAAUAGCGUCGUCGAGAAUCAACGUAUUCAGUCACGAAUUAUUUAGUUUUAACGUUACAUAUUAUUUAUUUUAUUUUUUAUUAUACAAGAUACUUAUACGCAUGCAUACGUAUAGGUAUAUAUAAUGCAAUGCGCAUCGGGAUACUGCAGUUGUUAUAUUAUCACAAAUACAUGUUAUUGUAUUAUUGAUUUACGAGGAAAUUAUAUUUUUCAAAUAUUUGCAGAAAUAUCAAAAUCGUUUUAAAUCGCUCCGCUCGUCGAGUAUCGUAAAAAUUGUGUGAAAAUUGUUGUUAUCCUAAUUUCAUUUUAACGCUUCAGUGCACAGUUUUAUUCCUCAACCGCGUAUAGAAGAUUCAAUAUUUAUCCUAUAUUUCUAUUGUUAUAAUUAAUUAUUUUUACUAUUAUUCUCUUGCUGUAAAUAUGCUAACUCUACGUCCAGUCGAGUG
This is a messenger RNA of Diprion similis, 10481 nucleotides long. RefSeq names its product unconventional myosin-XV (gene Myo10A). NCBI's taxonomy places the organism in Eukaryota, Metazoa, Arthropoda, Insecta, Hymenoptera, Diprionidae. The transcript is spliced from 34 exons. The coding region runs from base 362 to 9922 and encodes 3186 amino acids. Gene Ontology annotation, cellular component: cytoskeleton; myosin complex. Gene Ontology annotation, molecular function: ATP binding; cytoskeletal motor activity; protein binding. The record is from RefSeq and is a predicted model, not a curated record.